GCCUGUGGCGAACAACACUAUCAUCGGACAUUGGGGGCUUCUGUUCGGGGGGUAUUACGGGAUGCUGUUUUCAUGUGGUAUCUCAACCUCAAAUCUAAAAUUUUUCUCGAAUGACAGUUACCGUACUCGAAGCCUAUUUCGUCUUUGUAACUUGUAUUUUGACUACGGAAAUUGGUCGUAGAGGGGGGCACGGGACGGAAAUAUAUGGGUUCGAAUACUGGGUGAGAUAGAAUCCACGGCAUUCCACCAGCGUAUACUGUAGCCAGGGCCUUUAACUUGUCCGUAUCGAUACCAAUGUUGAAAAUAAUGGGGAAUAUUAUGAAAGAGACAUGGUCGAUUACAAAUAAUUCUUGGCCAAUCUCGGACUUCAAGGCAAAGCCCAGCUCACAAUAUAGAAAACCACAUCCAAGGAUCCCGAUCACAAAGUCCUCUUCCAUAGUUCAUCCCUCUCCGCAGUUUGGGUAGAUGACUAAUCACACCUAUCCUACUAAUUUUGCCCUCCCCUAUCCAGCACCAGCCAGUGGGGCCACCAACUGCUGCCUGAAAAAUCAGCCUCCACUGACCUCUUAUCUUCAAAAACUCCCCCUCCGCUCCAUCAACCCCGCCACACCAAAAUUCACGAAACAAAACAAAACAAAAAAAAAAAACCUCAAGUACCUAUCGCAUAGGAACACAAACGAAACGAAAUGGGCUGGUUUUGGGCAGAGCAAGAAGAGAAACCCACUCCGAGGGUCAGGCCCGGGCCUCCCCCGAAUCAUCCUACGUCUAGAUCUCCUCCGCCCUCAUGCCCGAUGCACAAAUCCACACCAUCAGACUUCUCCGGGGGUUCCAGCAGUGGCAGCGACGUCACCUCCAACAAUGACAUCAACCACCUAAACCUAAUGUUCAGCAGCCUCCCGCAAUCCCGCACCCCGGGGCAAAGGACCAAUCUACCAACGGAGCGUGAGACCUCCAGCAUCCCGCGUGGCGACUCCGGGCUAUGGGAGUACCCAUCCCCACAGCAGAUGUACAAUGCCAUGCGCCGGAAGGGUUACGACGACACGCCCGAGGACGCGGUGGAGAGCAUGGUCGCCGUACACAACUUCCUAAAUGAGGGCGCUUGGGGCGAGAUCGUGGUGUGGGAGAGGCGCUUUGGCGGUGGGCGAGAGGGAUUCCCGAGGUUGGUCAGGUUUCAGGGGAAGAGUCGGGAGAUGACGCCUAAGGCCAGGAUGUUCCAGGUGCUUGGGAGGGUUUACCCGGAAAAGUUUGGGGGACCUCCGCCGUUCGAUAGGCAUGAUUGGUACGUACUUCGACAGGGCGGGAGAGAAGUUCGCUACGUUAUCGAUUAUUACUCUGCGCCACCGGAGCCUACAGGUGAGCCGGUUUUCUACCUGGAUGUUAGACCCGCCAUUGAUAGGCCGAGUGCUAUCCUCGAGAGAGCUAUGGUGUGGGGAGGAGAUCUGUGGGAACGAGCUAGCGGAGCUGAUGUCAGAAGGGCUGCGGCGGAGAAAGCUAAAAGGGACUCUUCCUGACGGGCUCGUUCAUUCCUCAAUUAAUUAAUUGACUUUGGGAGUUUUAUUUUUGUUCUUUUUUGUGCUUCUCUCUUUCUUUCUUUUACUUAUUUUGAUAUUUCUUCUGUCAAUGGGUCUUUUAUGCUUGACGAAACCCCUCCCCACUCCAUUGAGUCUCACCUUUUCUCCAUUCUUCCUGGGUUGUCCUUGCAUCAUUCACAAGUUCCUAUUCCGAAUACUUUUGGCCAUCGCGUAUCGGUGGGAAUUACAGCUUUUUUAAGGCUCAAUCACGGGAUUUUUUAUUUUUUUUCGCGCAGAGGAAAAAAUAACAUAUCAACUCUCCAUUCAA
Molecule: messenger RNA, 1839 nt
Organism: Tuber melanosporum (Perigord truffle)
Lineage: Eukaryota; Fungi; Ascomycota; Pezizomycetes; Pezizales; Tuberaceae
Exons: 4
Coding region: 687-1511 (274 amino acids)
Biological process (GO): cytochrome c-heme linkage
Cellular component (GO): mitochondrion
Molecular function (GO): holocytochrome-c synthase activity
Source: RefSeq, a predicted model, not a curated record